AUGGGUGAAAAGAAAACCCGAAAAGAAGGAUCUUCUGUCCAAAAUGACAAAGGAGGAAACAUUUAUGAAAAUCCUUCAACAAGUUUUCAAGUGGACAAUGGAGGAAAAAGUGAUGAAAAUCCUUCAACAAGUUUUCAAGUUGAUAAUGGAGGAAAAAUUGCCGAAAAUCCUUCAACAAGUUUUCAAGUUGAUAAUGGAGGAAAAAUUGCCGAAAAUCCUUCAAGUUUUCUAGUUGACAAUAGAAGAAAAAUGGAUGAAAAUCCUUCAAGUUUUCAAUUAUCAAAACGACGAAAAUUAUUAAGAAAAUAUGAUUCUGACUAUUUAAAAUUUGGAUUUACAUGGAAUGGUGACAAAGGAGAUCCACGUCCGCAAUGUGUAAUUUGUGGUGAAAUUCUCGCAAAUGAGAGUAUGCGAUCAAACAAAUUACUUCGCCAUAUUGAGACAAAGCAUGCACAUUUUAAAAACAAGCCACUUAAUUUUUUUAAAAGCAAGCAAAAAAUAUUUAAUACGUCUAAAAAUAUGCUUUCUCAUUUCACCAGUAUUAAUGAAAAAGCUAUGCAUGCCUCAUACCUCAUUAGUUUGCGAAUUGCAAAAUCAGGUAAGCCUCACAACAUUGGCGAGUCAUUGGUACUACCAGCGAUAAAAGAUGCUGUUGGAGUUAUGUUUGGCGAGAAGAGUUUAAAAGAAGUUGAAUUAAUUCCAGUUUCCAAUAACACUGUUAAACGCAGAAUCGAUGAAAUGUCUGAGUGGGUAGAAGAUCAACUUAUCAACAGAGUGAAAGCAAGCAAAUUUUUUUCCCUGCAAUUAGAUGAGUCAACAGAUAUACAAGGUUUGUCCCAAUUGAUUGUUUUUAUCCGUUUUAUAUGGAACAAUGAGCCUCAUGAAGAUAUAUUAUUUUGUGAACCAAUAAUUCGAGGAACUAGUGAGGCGAUUUUCGAAACUCUCGACACUUAUAUAAAAUCAAAGGAAAUGCACUGGAUGAAUUGUGUUGGUAUUUGA
This is a messenger RNA of Pelobates fuscus (common spadefoot toad), 999 nucleotides long. Its product is annotated as zinc finger BED domain-containing protein 5-like. The record is from RefSeq and is a predicted model, not a curated record. Lineage: Eukaryota; Metazoa; Chordata; Amphibia; Anura; Pelobatidae. Bases 1 to 999 code for a protein of 332 amino acids. The transcript has a single exon.